UGGUAUCUAUGAUGAGCUAGUUAACAUUGUCCAACGAUAUACAAAAAAAUGGUACAAUGUUGUUAAUAUACUUGAUAAAAAUUUACAAGGUCGAGAAUUUAUUAUUAUUGAUUUAACUAGAGCAAAAGAGGACUCUCUAUAUCUUCGUAAAGGUUGGGACCAAGUCCUGAAAUUAGAUGAAUAG
Molecule: messenger RNA, 184 nt
Organism: Dentiscutata erythropus
Lineage: Eukaryota; Fungi; Glomeromycota; Glomeromycetes; Diversisporales; Gigasporaceae
Source: the annotation of a GenBank genome assembly